Molecule: messenger RNA, 8660 nt
Organism: Hemicordylus capensis (graceful crag lizard)
Lineage: Eukaryota; Metazoa; Chordata; Lepidosauria; Squamata; Cordylidae
Gene: USP19
Product: ubiquitin specific peptidase 19
Exons: 26
Coding region: 291-4538 (1415 amino acids)
Biological process (GO): protein deubiquitination
Molecular function (GO): cysteine-type deubiquitinase activity
Source: RefSeq, a predicted model, not a curated record
UCUCCUCCCUCCCAGGUCCCCCUCCUCCCUCUCCCUCUCCCCCUCCCCUCCUCCGAGUGGCGUCACGGUGUCGCGGUUCCCGUGCUGCCCUUCCCGUGCUGCCCCUGGGUGGGAGCGGGGGAGGAGCCAGCCAGAGCCGGCCGAGGAGCGUCCGGGCAUUUGUUCCUUGCCAGAGAGAUUGACCACCUAGAGUCGCCAAGAUAGCUGGCUCGGGAAGAAAGCGUCGCACCCCUGACCCAGACUCCGUCACUGACCCCGGCGGGCCGCUUAUCUCCUCCAAACGGCUGAAGAUGUCCAGCAGCACCAGUGCCCCCGGCCAGAGGAGAACCGCACGGGCCGUGGAGGAUGUGACCAACAAGAAGAAGCAGAAGGACCGGGCCAAUCAGGAGAGCAAGGAAGGCGAGCGGCCAGUUGGCAGUGACUCAAGGAAAGACCUGCUGCUGGACUGGAAGCAGAAUGCUGAUGAGGUUAUUGUGAAGCUGAAUAUGGGCAGCGGGGCCCUGAAGACAGAGGAAGUGGAUACUUGUUUCACGGACACCAGCUGUGUUGUCAAUUUACCUGAUGGUCGCCAGUGGAGCUGCCAGUUCUAUGAAGAGAUUGAGAGCUCCUGCAGCAAAGUCCAGUACAAGAAGGGCAACAUCCUGCAGUUGGUGCUUCAGAAGAAAAUCCCAUUGCACAGUUGGGCUUCACUCUUGAAGCGCUGCAAGGAUAGCUCAAGGGAGCAGACCAAGAGGGCUGCAUGUAAGGAGAAUGGCAAGGAGAAACACCCUUCUACACAGACAGUAUCUGAGGAGCCCCAACCCGAGAGCACCACGGAGCCAUCCAGAGGAAGACAAGAGCCAUCCAGCCCAAAACGGGCCCCCAGGAGGAACGAAACUACAGGAGGAAAGAACUCAUCCAGUCCAGGGCUGCCAAGUGGCCCUAGCGUCAAAAAGGCAGUGUGUGUCAAAGCCAGUCUGUCUGAGGAAGAAGGGAACAGCAGCAGCAUGGGCAGCACAGAGCUCAGUGGGAAUGUCAGUAGCCAAAGGAAUGGCUGGGGAGCCGAAGGGGAUGCUUCGCUGGACCUGAAGGCUACCAACCUGGAAAGAGAAUCGGUGCCUAUGGAAAUGCAGCUGCCUGUAGCUUCUGCAGAGGCAUUACCCCACCAACUUGGACCCUGUGCAGAGAAGAUGAUCCCACAACCAACCAGUUCCCCUGAGGCUCCACAGGGGCCAGGAGCUGUGUCUGCCUUCAACGAAGACCUCUCAUCCUCUCUGCCAACCAGGGACCCUGAGAAGAGAGGCUGGUCCAAGGACAGUGAUGCUCUAGAGGCUGUUGCUAAUGAACCAGAGCCCGUUGUGAAUCUGACAUUUGUGAAGAAUGAUUCAUAUGAGAAAGGGAAUGAUUCUAUGGUGGUACAUGUUUACGUGAAGGAAAUUCACAAGGAGAUGUCCAGGGUGCUCUUUCGGGAGCAGGACUUCACGCUAGUGUUCCAGACGAGUGAUGUCAACUUUCUGCGACUGCAUCCUGGCUGUGGCUCUCAUACAGUAUUCAGGUGGCAAGUGAAACUCAGGAAUCUCAUUGAGCCAGACCAGUGCACAUACAACUUCACCAUUGCCCGCAUUGACAUCUGUUUGAAGAAACGGCACAGCCAGCGCUGGGGGGGCCUGGAGGCUCCUGCCACACGAGGUGCAGUGGGUGGUGCGAAGGUUGCCAUGUCAACAGGCCCUACCCCCCUGGAUAAAAACCAACCUGGGAGUAACCAGCACCCGCUGUCCACUAAGGAGGAGCCACGAGUAGGUGAGAAGGAGAAGCCACGAGCAGAGGACGCCGGCCUGGAUGGUGUUGCAGUCCGGACAGUGUCUGAGCAUGUGCCAGUGAAACAGGAACUGCAUGUGCCCUCGCCCAAGCCAACGUGCAUGGUCCCACCAAUGACUCACAGCCCCGUCAGCAGUGAAAGCGUGGAGGAGGAAGAGGAGGAGGAGGACAAGAAGGUGUGUCUGCCAGGCUUCACGGGGCUGGUGAACCUGGGCAACACUUGCUUCAUGAAUAGUGUUAUCCAGUCCCUCUCCAACACACGGGAGCUGCGAGACUACUUCCAUGAUCGCUCCUUUGAAUCGGAAAUAAACUACAAUAAUCCACUGGGAACUGGGGGGCGCCUGGCCAUUAGCUUUGCCAUGCUGCUGAGGGCACUCUGGAAAGGCACGCACCAUGCUUUCCAGCCUUCCAAGCUGAAGGCAAUUGUGGCCAGCAAGGCCAGUCAGUUCACAGGCUAUGCUCAACACGAUGCCCAGGAAUUCAUGGCUUUUCUGCUGGAUGGGCUCCAUGAGGAUCUGAAUCGCAUUCAGAACAAGCCCUAUACAGAAACGGUGGACUCGGAUGGGCGACCUGAUGAGGUGGUUGCAGAAGAGGCCUGGCAACGACACAAGAUGAGGAAUGAUUCCUUCAUUGUGGACCUGUUCCAGGGCCAGUACAAAUCCAAGCUGGUGUGCCCUGUGUGCUCAAAGGUAUCCAUCACGUUCGAUCCCUUCCUCUAUUUGCCGGUCCCUCUCCCCCAGAAGCAGAAAGUGCUGACAAUCUAUUACUUUGCAAAGGAACCCCACAAGAAACCUGUCAAGUUCCUGGUGAGCAUUAGCAAAGAGAACUCCACUGCCAUGGAGGUGCUAGAUUCCGUGUCCCAUAGUAUGCGAGUGAAUCCCGAGAACCUGCGCCUGGCUGAGGUAAACAAGAACCGCUUCCACCGCAUGUUCCCGCCUUCCCACUCGUUGGACUCUGUCACCCCUACAGACCUUCUGCUGUGCUUUGAGGUGCUUUCUCCAGACUUGGCCAAGGAGCGUGUGGUGGAGCUGCAGGUUCAGCAACGCCCUCAGGUACCCAGUGGGCCCAUCACCAAAUGUGCCGCCUGCCAGAAGCAGCAGCAAUCGGAGGAGGAAAAGCUGAAGCGCUGCACUCGGUGCUAUCGUGUUGGCUACUGCAAUGUAGGGUGUCAGAGAACACACUGGUCCGACCACAAAGCUUCGUGUCUCCCUGAGAACAUUGGCUUCCCCUUCCUCAUCAGCGUGCCUGAGUCGCGUCUCACCUAUGCACGGCUGGCCCAACUCCUAGAAGGUUAUGCCAGGUACUCUGUCAGUGUGUUUCAGCCACCCUUCCAGGUAGGCAGGAUGUCACCUGAACAGGGCUUGCCGCCCCAGCCUCCUGAGAAACAAGAACUUCCUGCCAGGAACAGCUGUGCUACAGCUGUGUCUGCCGCUGCUGACACUACUACUACCACCAUGGAGUCAGGAGAUGGCACCAAAGCUCCGCACCUCUUUCCAGAACCCCAAGUAUCUCCCUCUGCCCCUGAGCUACAGCCAGAGUUGGGGGAUACCAGUGCUGUGAGAAGCAAAGUCCCCACAGGAAGAAGCUCCCUCCUAAGCUUGGAUUCAGGCUUCUCUGAGCCUUCCUUGGACACCCGGGCCAGGAGCUGUGUGGAAAAGGAGCUGCCUUGUGAGAGAGCUUCCAAGCCUGAAGCUGCCAUCCCUGGUUACCAGCAUCCAACAGAAGGUCUGAGUUCUCACAUCACACAGUUCUACAUCAACAAGAUUGAUGCAGCCAACAAAGAACAGAAGCUGGAGGAUAAAGGGGAUGUCCCACUGGACCUGACAGAUGACUGUUCCCUGGCCCUGGUUUGGAAGAAUAACGAGAGGCUGAAGGAGUUUGUGCUGGUAGAGUCCAAGGAUCUGGAGUGCGUCGAGGACCCAGGCUCCGCAAGUGAGGCCGCCAGGGCAGGCCACUUCACCCUCGAGCAGUGCCUCAACCUCUUUACCAAGCCAGAAGUGCUGGCCCCAGAGGAGGCCUGGUACUGUCCAAAGUGUAAGCAGCAUUGUGAAGCAUCCAAGCAACUCAUGUUGUGGCGCCUGCCCAAUGUCCUCAUCAUCCAGCUCAAACGCUUCUCCUUCCGCAGCUUUAUUUGGAGGGACAAGAUCAAUGAUAUGGUGGAUUUCCCAGUCAGGAGCCUGGACCUGAGCAAGUUCUGUAUUGGCCAGAAGGAUGAGCAGCAGCUGCCCAUGUAUGACCUGUAUGCAGUUAUCAACCAUUAUGGGGGCAUGAUUGGUGGGCACUACACGGCCUAUGCUCGACUGCCCAGUGACAAGAACAGCCAGCGCAGCGAUAUGGGAUGGCGGCUCUUUGACGACAGCACUGUCACUACAGUGGAUGAAAGCCAAGUGGUGACACGAUAUGCCUACGUGCUUUUCUACCGUCGACGGAACUCUCCUGUAGAGAGACCCCCUCGAGGUCUGCCUCACCCUGCAGACCCUCGGGCUGACUUGGCCCCAUCCACUGAAGCAGCAGCCAAUCAGGCUUCUCUGCUCUGGCAGGAACUGGAGGCUGAAGAGGAGGCUGCCAGGAGGCUGAUGAGGAAUCCUUGGAGCUCUUGCAGCCAAAGAACAAAGCAUCCCUCCUCAGAGUGUCCCGAUGAAGGCCGUGUCCGAUACUUUGUCUUGGGCACCAUGGCAGCCAUUGUGGCACUCUUCCUGAAUGUCUUCUACCCGCUCAUCUAUCAAACUCGCUGGAGGUAGCAGCGGAAGCCAGGCACCAGGACAGGGGGGCAGCCAGCCGACUUCACCAUUGGCUCUCACGUAUUGCAUCUUUGUGGCGAGGGGCUGGGACGCUCCUCGCCAAGUGGGUGCAAGAAGCAGCACUUGUGCCAAGACCUCCCUGCAGAGCAAGUGCCAAGUCCAGGCCUAGUUGCUCGCACACGCGCUCUCCACCCCCACUCCUUGGCUAACCAUGGGGAUUGGCAGCCUAGGAAAGGUCCUUCUGGUUCAGCUGCCCCGGAAGCUUCAGUGGAAUGUACCUUGUCUAGGUGACUCUUGUAGGCUUUGGCCUAUGUGUAUCAAGGGCUGGUAAAUGUAUGUGCUCCAGCAGAGGCUGCAGAUCUACAAAUAUUGGCCUCUUUACUUGGAUGGUUAUACUGUUGCGUUGGCCACUCUCCGCCUUUAGGAUAGCAACUCUAAGAUGGGUUGACAUCCCCGUCCUUACCCCACUCUGGUGCCUAUUAUUUAAAAGUCAUGCCAACUUCUUCAUGUGGACACUAGCUCUGUGCUUUGAGCAGAUGGAGAAGAGGUCUCUGGCACACACUUUUGAAUGGGCCCCUCUGAGGGGUGGGGGGAGCACUACUGACUCUCUCUUCCAGACGUGUGGAUUUGAUUCCCUCUCUAUUAUGGUGUUGGCUUGCAGUCUGAAGUAUCUUUUCUUUCUCUCUUCUUCCCGCUCCCCUCCCCCCUUUUUUUAAUAAGCAGUAUUUUCAGGUAUUUUCUGUCUACAUUCAAGUUUAGUUUUAUGCCUAAAGUACAAGAGGAAGUCUUUUUCUCACCCUCCUGUGUCAAGCCAGCCCUGUAUUACGUUAAACAUUCUGUAGCACAGGGUCCUAGCCAAACAGGUCUACUUGGGUUUUAUUUUUCUGAUCCAUAUAUGGCUCUGUGAAUUUAUGGGUGCAUCUGUUUUUCUGUACACACAAGAGGUAGCGACGAGGUAGCGACUCUGUAGACUUAGGUGUGGGGCCCUUUUACCGGCUCAUCUGUAUCUGCAGGCGAUGGUUCCUCGUGUCCAAGAAGGCUCUCUCUUGUUUCCCUAGAUCAGUGGUUCCCAAUCUUAUGUGGACCACUACAUCAUUACUGAAAGCUUUUGCAGACCACCACAAUAAGCAAGCAGUUUUUAAACAUUUCUAACAUAGCCUAUGGCUGAGAGUCCAACACAUAUCAAGGCAUAUUUAAAAAGCAGCUAUUUCUAAUAAUUUAUUAAUGCUUACAAGCAUAUUGCACUCAUCACAGUACAUUUACCUCCAGUAGGCCUACCAGUGGGGAAAAGAUAACCCUUACCUAAUGGGAAGACUGACAAUGGAGGCAAUUCUUCCCCCCAUCCCCCCCCCAAAGGGGGCCCCUUAAGAGCAUGACGGCAUGUGGCACAGCGAGGCACAUGGGAUUAUUAUUAUUACAUUGUCUCAAUUCCCUCCACCCAUGGAACAACUGCAAUACCUUCAUGGACCACCAUUGGUCCACAGAACAUGGGUUGGGGCCCACUGCCCUAGACCACUAAAUACCUACAACCUGUGCCCUUGUCUGCAGCCAGAUAUGCAAGGGCUUGUGAUUCUGGGGAAGGGUUUUACUUCUUUGUAACACCCUUGUUUGAGUUGUGUGUAAUGAUUUUCCAUUGUUACUGUUAUCCAUCAGCUGCAUUGUGAAAACCUAACAUCUUUCACAUUCUUCCCAGCAUCUUGAGACUUUUUCUGCUGAUGUCCCUGCUGUGCCUCAGGAAAAGGGCAGCCUCUAGCCACAUCAGUGUCAAAGAGGACAGCCUGAUCUAGGCAUAGUUCUGGUGGGAGCCUUCCCAAGCUGAGGAGAGUCCCUUAGUUUAUUCUCCACCAGCAUGGUUGAGAAAGGCAUUGAAUUGCUCUGUGGAAAAGCUUUCACUGUGUUUUAUUUAUUGUAUUUAAUAAACCUAAGCUGUUCUAAAGAGAGAUGGUCAGGCUCAUUUCUUUCUCAUCAUCUGCCCUCUAUUAGCAGCUGCAGUAGCAAAUAAAUGUGUUAGGAGGAUUCUGUCAGUCCUCGUUGCCCACAUGUAUAUUUUUCCACUAGCCAUCUCUCCUGUCCUGUCACGGCUGUUGCUGCUUACUGGUUUAGAGGGGACCAAGGAAUUGGCUGGGCUGUUCAUUGCAUUUGAACAGAACAGCAGCAGAAAAAAGGCAAUAUUGGGGCGGGGGGAGGGGGAGAGAACUGGAAUAGAAGGGCUGGGGUGAAGUUCUGUCUUGUCUGUAAUCCUGUGCAAGCUUAGUAUUUGCUACUGCAGAUUCAGCACUUUGUGAGUUCUAGCCUUCAUUUAAAAUAAGCAACUAGUUUCUAGCCCAUAUCGCCGCAAAGAAAAUGUAAGAUGUGUGUGGGCGGUGUCUAGCGAUAUCUGUAAAGCCAAAGGAGAAGUUCAUUAGGGCUUCCAGUAAGUGAGCAGCCUUUCAGUGCUUGCAUGGUUUUUUUUUUUUGCUCCUCUCUAUUACUAGCAGAAGCAAAUACAUUACGCAAAAUCAGCAGAUAAUAAGCCCAUUGGUAUAGUUUAUAGAGGUAGCAGAAUUUUGGGUACGUUGGCAUAGAACAGACUCUAUUAGUGCAAAGUACAUGCUUGCCUAGGCUGAUAGUUGUCUAGGGAAGAAGGGAAUUGUUAAUAAGGCUGCAUGUGAGUAUAGACAACAACCUUAAUUUUAAAAAGUCAGAAUGUGAACUAUACUUUUAAGUCUGCACCAAUGCAGUUCAGUAACAUCAGUGCACAUCUGUGAUUGCAUGCUUAUCAAAAUGCAUCAUUAUGUAUGUCACACAAAUGCUCAAGAUGAGAGAAUAAUCUAAGGUCCGAGUCAAUUUUUUACAGCCAUCCAAACUUGCUAAUAUAUAUGCAUAAUUUCCUCCUCCCCCUCCAGAAUCUGUUUCUGAAUUUCAAAAACAUUGUAAAUAUUUCCGAUUGUGAAGCAGAUAAAAGUCCUUUCACAGGAUCCCUGGCAGGGUGGGAAGGAGAUGGAUUUGUGGCAUGGUCUCCUGUGCCUCUUCCUCCCAUAGCUGCUGUCUAAUGCUUUGUUCUAUUUGCAGGGAAUUAGCUCGCCACCCUUUGGAACCAGCCUGGCCCCUGAAGUUGCGCCUACGCUGCCACCGGAGGGGGUUCCAGAGCACCCCACUCCAUCCUACAGCAACAUGGAGGAAGUUGACUAAGGCAUCCUGCACUGGGGGUGGGUGGGAGUGUACAUAAGAUGGCUUUAUAUUGUGGCUUCCCCACCCCACCCCACCCCUGGUGUACCCCUGCAGUGGGGAGGAGGAGGAGCUGCUGUGACCUUUUCUUGAGCACACAAGCACUUUCUGCUCCACCCCUUCCUCCUCCCCUACCAGUUGGAAAGGUUCCGUUUCGUGUCCCCUGCUAGAGGCUGCUCUGUGCCAGCAUGCAGAGGGAAGUCCAUUGAGCCCCCCAGUGCAAUUCCUGAAGCUCCAGCCCCAAAGGCUCUAGUUAGAUUGCCUGGCACUGAGGCAGGUGGACCCAGACAAGCCCUGCACUCCUCCUCUUGUAUACCCAGCCUGUCCUACUUGGGAGCGGGGAGGGGGUCAUUGGUGUCUGCCCCUAAGGGGCCUUCUCCCAAUUUGCCAUACCAUGGGUGCCUGCUUCACCAUCUUCCACAGUCCCCCUUCGCCUCCCCCACCCUCCCAAGUCUGCUCUUUCUUGGUAUGCCAAGCUUAGGAUACCACCUUGGCUGCAACAUGGGCCUUCAUGAGGGAGGUGCAGCUCUCGCUGACUCCUUUGUUUUUGCCCCUUCAUCAGCAUCGCUUAGUCUGGCAGUUAGGAAGAAGGGGGGCUGGUGGCUGGCCCCUUGGCACCUGCUAUUGCCUUCUCAUCCUCCACACAAGGCAUGGGGAGCUGUAGUUUGUCCUGCUUCUUGUCUGCCCUUUUGGAUUUCUUUGCCCCUUGUGACUUCCUUGGAGUGGGAAGCUACUGCCAUCACCAUCUCUAUUUAAAUCCUUAGCCCUACAUCCCCUUUUACCCAUACCCGGAAUCGCUGUAACCAAAUGAGGCUGUCUUGGGCCCGCUCCCAGGAGGCCUCAGUCUCGCUUUUUCUUUGUAUAAAGUUGGUGUUUGUCUUUGGGUCCUGAGUCAUUAAAUUCUACUCAACUGCU